Molecule: messenger RNA, 456 nt
Organism: Brugia malayi
Lineage: Eukaryota; Metazoa; Nematoda; Chromadorea; Rhabditida; Onchocercidae
Exons: 3
Coding region: 1-456 (151 amino acids)
Cellular component (GO): nucleosome
Molecular function (GO): DNA binding; protein heterodimerization activity; structural constituent of chromatin
Source: RefSeq, a predicted model, not a curated record
AUGGUCCGUACGAAGCAAACCGCAAAAAAAUCCUUACCAGCUCGGGGAAAAUUAAUGAAACUUCGCACAAAACGAGAUCGAAUAAGUGGUGCUAAGCAUAAAGUUCGUAGUGAUGCUGCUAACGAAAGCACCAUCAAGAAACGACGCUACAAGCCAGGUAUGCGUGCUUUGCAAGAGAUACGGCGAUUGCAAAGAACGGUUAAUUUGCUCAUGCCGCGUGCACCAUUCCAACGUUUGGUGCGUGAAAUUGCAACGAAUGUGUCCGAAAAAAACGUCGAUUUGCGUUUUCAGUCUCUUGCAAUAUCAGCUCUACAGGAAGCUGCGGAAGUAUAUUUGACCUGCUUAUUCGAAGAUACUAAUUUGGCUGCUAUUCAUGCGAAACGUGUUACUAUCUUCCCCAAGGAUAUUCAAUUUGUACGUCGUCUUCGUGGCGAAUUUGCUCGAUUUGGACGUUAA